Stegodyphus dumicola is the source of this 3424-nucleotide messenger RNA. RefSeq names its product vascular endothelial growth factor receptor 1-like. Gene Ontology annotation, molecular function: ATP binding; transmembrane receptor protein tyrosine kinase activity. NCBI's taxonomy places the organism in Eukaryota, Metazoa, Arthropoda, Arachnida, Araneae, Eresidae. Gene Ontology annotation, biological process: protein phosphorylation; cell surface receptor protein tyrosine kinase signaling pathway; positive regulation of kinase activity. The record is from RefSeq and is a predicted model, not a curated record. Gene Ontology annotation, cellular component: plasma membrane; signaling receptor complex.
AGUACCAGGAUGGUACGAUUAUAAAGUAUCUAAAGCGAAUAAAUUUAAUGAAGAAACCGAAUUCUUAGGGAUAAAAAUGAAGAGCCUAUGAAUCAUGCUGUAAUUAUUAUUAAAACUCUCCUUAGUAAUUUUAAAAAUGUAUAUGAAAUAUUCAAAUAUUAAGUUUCUAAUUAGAGCUUGAGAAAUAUUUUAUGAUUCUGCAAGAUUAUGAGGAUCAUCAAAAUUUUUACGGAGAUCGUUCCAAUGAUCUGGUAAAUGUAAAUAAGCUUUUUCACUAGUAGAAAAUGUUCUAGCAUUUUUCAGAGGAUGAGAUUGUGAACAAAACUUCGAAUAUAGAACAAGUUCAUUUUCGAAUUUCAAAAUCCAUGAGAAUUAUAAAUGAUGCUGCAUUUAAAAAUAUUAAGAAAGUUAGAACUAUUUUUGAUCAUCCGAUUCGUUUGGGUUGUUGCUGAAACACAGACAGCAGAUAUUCUGCAAACAGCCGUUCCAAAACUGAACAUCAGUGAACCAUACAUUGACAUGAAAGUCAAUUCAGUUUUGUAUUUGCAAUGUACGGGCAAAUAUCCCCUAUUCUGGACAUAUGUAGAUCCUAUGACGGAAGAUGAUGAUAAAGACUUAAGCCACCUAUCAACAGGUAACACAACAGCUGAUGGUUAUGCAAGUACAAUUCGUCUAGAUUUUAAAUCCGCUUAUCAGACAGGAAGAUAUGUCUGUUAUCAUGGAAAUCACAACACGUCGUUGUACAUAUUUGUUGAUGACGGAAAACAUCUUUUGUUGCCAAUCGAAAUCAAUGCCAUCAUAUUUCACGAAGGCCGAUCCGAUGUAAUACGAUGUCUCCCAACAAUUUCCAAAGCUGAAAUUAGUUUGUGGAAGCUUAAACAGCCUGACAAGGAAAUGGUUCCUUUGAGUAACACACUUGAGUAUGAUCCAACUGUAGGAUUUAAAGUAAAAUAUCCUACGGAUUAUUUUCAACGAAGUUUCAGUUGCGUGGCCCAGUAUGAGAACAGAACAGACAGUAUAUGGCUGGAUAUUGAAACACUAGCUGCUACUCAACAAAUACCUGAAAUUUAUAUUGAUGCUCAAGGUACGGAAUAUGUUUUAUUGGACACCGAUUUCAGUAUGAUCUGCAUUAUCAAGGUUGAAAUUUCAACAAUGAUUGGUGAGCCACGCUGGGCUUAUCCUGUAUCAGAUAUUUACAGCGCGACGAUGCCUGGAUACAUCAUCGCCAACCAGAUGUCUUAUCGCUCAUCACGUGACAUUGGUCACACCCCCUGCAUCUUUGCAUCUGCUAUCCUGUCUCCACGAGAACUACAUUCGGCAUUUCCUUACCUGCAGCGCUCCUAGAAGCACCAAAGUUCGAUAGCCGGAACACAACCUGCGAUUUCGCAGGUUAAUCGCGGCAAAUAAAGCAGUUGGAGUUUGUUUGUUUGUUGGAGUUUUUCUCAUAAAGCCUAAAAAUUCAGAGCCUUGUGACUUCUCCUGAGUACUAUGCAUAACAUUUUCAUGUGAUUUCAGAUUUUUCAAAGCAUUAUUGAGAUUACAUAACUUAAUACUCGUAUUUUCAGUAGCCUUUGAGGGCUCGUUUUGUGCAGCAGAAGCCGAAUUUUGGGUAUUCGAAUUGAGAUUUUCAUUAAACAUACGCGCCUGAUUUUUUGCCAUAUUUGCAAAUGAAAUGCCCUUUUUUUGACUGUGCUGUCCCCCCCCCCUUUUUUUUUUUUUUUUUUUUUUUUGAGAAUUAUGUCUAGUCCUAGGGAAUUUCUCACAUCCACGGUAUGAGGCCACGUGACUUUUUUAUACAGUUCGCACACUUUGGCUCUUCCAUCCUUCCUUUGGUAAGACUGACUGAUAUUUUAAACCUGCUACCUUGCGGCAAAAGCAAGGAUUAUUAGAACCUUUCAAACUUUUAUGUAACCACCAUACCGUACUCGUACUCUAAGGAAAAAUUUGCCGACCUCACCAGCAAAUACCUUUAUUAAACAAAACAUUUUUACAAAACAGAAUAAAUUACAUCAAUUACAAUUUCUCUUUUUAUAUACAAAUAAUACAAAGAAAUAAUUCAUACAUAACAAUUCAUCUUGAAUUUACUUAAAUUAAUAUUUAUAAAAUAAACAUAAAAUAAUUUACAAUAGAUUAUUUGUACACAUAUUAUUUCUUCUAUUAUAACAAUAAUAAAUAAGUUACAGUGACUGCUCAAAUAUAACAUUUUCAAACUCAGUAAUAAUUUUCAUAAUUUCUAUUAUUCCUUUUUUAAAUAUUUCAAUUUGAAAUAUUUUUACAAUAUCUUUUUCUCUAUUCAAACAUGGUAAGAAUUUUAACCACUUAUUUUUCAACAGGUCACAUAAAAUUACAUGCUAAACAUCAGCUUCUUGUUCGCCACAUAGACACUUCAAAUAUUUAAUAUUAAAUCUACUAUAAUACAAUGGUACAUGUGUAUGAUUUGUUAAAAAUUGGGCCAAAAAACCCAUUACCAAUACACCUCUUUUUAUUAACUUUUUUAAAGAAUCUAUAGGUAUACCUUCCUUUUGAAUCUUUAUCCCAGAAUUCCUUUGGUAAGCCAAUCCAUUGUUUUAUGAUCAAGUGAGCAUUUUAUGCAGCGUGGAGCAAAGAGAUAAUUUUCCGAAGAAUGGUGCCACUUUUGGCAAUUAUAGUACUGUGGCAUCUGGUUCUCGGAUACGUAUUUUUCAACUGUGACAACAAAGAGUAGUAGAUUUGAAACAUGAAAUAUUUCUUCGGCUAUGCCAUUCUUGAUAACCUGGACUAAGAAGAGCGGUGGUUUGGUGGUGGACUAAGAAGAGCGGUGGUUUGGUGGUGGACUAAGAAGAGCUGUGGGUGCUUUGGUUCGUCGUCUUGUGAGCUGAGUGUCUUUGCUUAUUCGAAAUCCUUUGGCAGUUUUGCUGUUGAACUGAAUUUUAUGGUUUAAGCUCGAAGAACUUGGUAUUUAAUAAAUAAAGGUAAGGCAUAAAAUGUUUAAAAAACGCUCCUUUGGACGUAAUUUAAAAUCUGAAACAUUUUAGAUUUUUUUGUUUAUUUUUGUUUAUUUUUUACUAAAUGCAUUCGGCAUAGUUAAUGAAAAGUAAAUUUCUACUACCAGAAUAUUUCAAUCUGGUUUUUCCUCAAAAACAGAAUUAUUCGUAUAUUCAAUAGUUGUUAGCAUUAACCUAAUUAUCGAUUGCAUUUGGCCUCACGUAGCAUCAUUACGCUGUCAAUGGUUAUUUCGAUAAAAUUAAUCAAAUGACAUUGCUAAACAACGAGAAAUAUAUUGUCAAAAGUAGCAGCACACUACAAUUCACUUAACGUAAAAAUAGCGAGAAACAUGUAGUUAAGUACACUUUGUACACGCCCCACCAGCGGCCGAGCGGUAAAAGUCGCUGAACACUGGUAGUUCGGUCCGAGGUUCGAAUCCCGCGAACGGGCUGGCUGCAUG